Acyrthosiphon pisum (pea aphid) is the source of this 1063-nucleotide messenger RNA. RefSeq names its product tetratricopeptide repeat protein 12-like. Gene Ontology annotation, cellular component: centrosome; cytoplasm. Gene Ontology annotation, molecular function: protein binding. Gene Ontology annotation, biological process: sperm axoneme assembly; axonemal dynein complex assembly. Bases 395 to 964 code for a protein of 189 amino acids. The record is from RefSeq and is a predicted model, not a curated record. NCBI's taxonomy places the organism in Eukaryota, Metazoa, Arthropoda, Insecta, Hemiptera, Aphididae. The transcript has 5 exons.
GUGCGUGAUGGAUCAUCGUUUGUAACUAUGCACAUAAUAAUAUUAUUAUGACGGCAAUAUUACGCGUAUACGAUGUGGCAUUUAAUAUUAUAUUAUUAUCAAAUACAGUCGUGCAUUCGUCAUUUGACAUAAUCCACACAUAGGCAAAUCACGUGUAAGCAGCCUGCAGCAAGCGCAUUUAUAUUGUCGUUGCACAUCAAAGCAUAGUCGUAUAAUACGUAUUAUUUGUUAUAUAAAAUAGACACGAAACUACCCGAGUAAGCUUUAUACAUUGAAUUGGUCUCGUGAUGUCCAACCUGCACAUGGGCGACGACGGAGAGUUUGAAGAAUCUAUGCGCAAAGUGGUAUUAUUAAGGAUUUGAGUUCGCAGAAUGAAGCCAAGUCCAGAAUAGGCAUGCUCAGGGCAGAAGAGUUGCUUGGCGACGGUGAAAAAUCUUGGGACGAGAGUUCACUGAAAACUGUGCAAAACGGUACGACAAUAAACCGUAAGGCUUUCGAAGACCUUGGCAAACCCAAAGAUGAAAUACCCUCAGAUGCUGCCGGAUUUAUGGCACACGUAGAAAGAGAUGCAAAACAGAGGUCCGAAGCUAAGAAAAAGGAAAUAAAACGUUCAGACUAUUUGAAAACGAUGGGCAACUUUGAGUACCGCAAAGGGAACUAUGAAAAAGCUCUCAUCUACUUCAAUCAAGCCAUCGACGUGCGCAAAGAUAGCUGCGUGCUGUUCACCAACCGGGCGCUAACCAAGAUCAAUUUGGGUCUGAUGGACGAAGUCGUCAGCGAUUGCGAUCGAGCGUUGCACCUCAACGACCGAUCGCUGAACGCCGUCCUUUACAAGGCUGAAGCAUUAUGGGAGUUGGGCGAUACCAGAGCUGCCGAGGACUUGCUAGAGACCGCACUCAAAACUCACUCCGAUCAGACGAAACGCAUACAAGACUACCGAAAUAAACUGAGCUGCAGUCGUUAAUACCCAUGCUGUAAAUCCUUCGCCACCUUCUUGCACAUCAUCAUGCACAAAUGCAGUGGGUAUACUAUAUUAUUCUGUAUUAUACGUUUUUGGCGUUUU